Messenger RNA from Oncorhynchus tshawytscha (Chinook salmon), 2823 nucleotides. RefSeq names its product GTPase IMAP family member 4. NCBI's taxonomy places the organism in Eukaryota, Metazoa, Chordata, Actinopteri, Salmoniformes, Salmonidae. The transcript has 5 exons. Gene Ontology annotation, molecular function: GTP binding. The record is from RefSeq and is a predicted model, not a curated record. Bases 479 to 1303 code for a protein of 274 amino acids.
CAUCACGUGGGCAGAGUACUCGCUCAGGAAAUAACUCGAUCUGUAACUGCAUCUAAAAUAGGAAGAGGUAGCAGUGUUGCCGUGCAAGGAUUUCUCUUCUGUUUCGUCUACAUCUGUUCGUUCCUUCUAAUAUGUCAACAUGAUUCAUUUGUAUCAAAAUGUCACAAUUAUUCACAUUAUUUCCAUUUUUUUUAUCAACUGUUUCAAAAUAAAUCUUAUUAUUAACUGUUUUUACAAUUAUUUUCUGAUUUAAAAAAAAAAACAUUAUUCACGUUGGCCUAUAUGUUAAUGCCAGCUGAAGAACUGAACCACUAGCGUUACAGGGAAGUGUUAACGUGCACGUCUGUCUGCUUCUACCCAUGUUGUGCUGUUAGCUAUUGGAAACGGAGAAUUAUCAAAAUAAUAUAAAUCUAAAGAACAGCGCGUGAGAGGUAACCUCUGAGAGACGACAUAAAAACAAAGUUUACUCACCUGUGCAAUGGCGAGUGAACGCUCCCCAAAUGUUUAUGGGGGUCCUCCUCCCCAGUCAGAUCUUAGACUCCUGCUGCUUGGGAGAGUAGGAGCUGGGAAGAGUACAGUAGCCAAAACCAUCCUGGGCAGAGAGAACUUCCGGAGUGAAGGAGGCAUGUGUGUGAAGAAGCAGGGUGAGGUGGCUGGAAGGACCGUCACCGUGGUGGACACCCCGGGCUGGGACACUGUGAAAUACACGUCCACACAUAUCAAACAAGAAAUUAAGAAUAGUGUGACCCUAUGUCCUCCAGGACCCCAUGCUCUUCUUCUGGUGGUGCCCAUGGGCGACCCGCUCUCAUCCGCAGAAAGAAAGGCGAUUCGGUAUCACAUGGAGCUAUUGUCAGUUAGGGCAUGGAAGUUUACCAUGGUCUUGUUUGUCAGUGAGGCUGAGGAGAAAUGCACAUCCAUUGAACAGAAUCAGAUGAUCGACAGAGCAAAAAGUAUUCUAGUGAAAUGUGGGGACAGACACCAUCUCCUUGAGUGUGGCAAUUCUCCUCCCCAGAUUUCUGAGCUCCUGAUAAAGAUAGACGCCAUGGUAGCAGAAAACUGUGAAGAAUUCUUAAUCCCCCAAGUAUACUAUGAACUGAUGGAGAAAAUGCCAAGGGAAGUGACCGAGCUGAGAAGGAUGUAUGAAGACCGAGAGGACAGACUGAAACAGAAAUACAAAACAGAGUUGAAGGAAAAGGAAGAAGAGCUGAAGAAGUACAGAGAAGAAGAGAAGCCUAAAGAAAGGUUGAUGAAGAGGACAAGUAGCAGUCAACUACUUCCCCCCAGUAGUUUAUUUUCCUGCUGAAGCAAACUGGCUCAAAUUAAGAUCCUACAUCUGUAACGGUGAUCUGAUUCAUGAACUGUCUCUGUGUGUGUGUUUAUUCUUUGAAGUAAGCACAGAGAAGCAGGACGGGUCGGUAAUGGCUGACCAUCAGAAGGUGGACCUACAGGCCGUCAAGCAAGGAUACAGGGAAGAGGCCUUGUCUGUGGUGGGCCACUACGUCAAACCACUAAUAGUGAUUAUGACUGCUGUAGUGGGGGCACUCAUGGGAGCAGUUGCAGGUGCGGAACAUGGAACACUUGGCGCAUGUAUUGGGAUUCCUAUAGGCAUUAUUUUGGCCGUUCUUGUGAGUUAUGCUGUCCGUGGAGCCGCCACAGCAGCAAGGGAUAUUUCCAUCACAGUCAAACCCGAGGAAAAUGAAAGCCAGAGGAGAGAAGAGCGAGCAGGCUUCUUCUUAGAUUCUCCAAAAUCUAAAAUAUUUGAUAAGGAUCAGUGACACACUUUUGAAUGUCAACACUUUUCUAUUGCUACAGUGUGUAGUGUAUGGACUGUGCUGUAUGGACUCUCAUGGUUCACCUGACUUGACUGGCUGACCCCAGUGAAGAGACAGGACAGACUGCCCAGCAAACCGGGAACUUACCCAUGACAUAAGAAAGGGGUUUUAUACAAAAUUAGGACGUUCUCCUAACAUUCACAAAAACGCACACCAUCUGUAACAACCACCUUUCCCCAAACAUUCUCGUUAUGUUUCCUGGUAAUGUAAUAACACAAUGUACCAGCAAUGUUUUUUGAACAUGCUGCAACAAAAUGUAUGUGCAACGUUCUGGGAACGUUCUUGCAACAUCAGGCGAAUGUUUUAUACAAACAUUGUAUAAUCAUCAGCACAACUGGACUCUCUCAAAUCUCUGUCUGUGUAACUCAUGGUUGUUGUUGACAGGUUUUUAUUAUUGUGUGGGGGUGAAUGUCUGCACCCUUUGUGACCUGAUGGAUUGUGUUGAUCUGAGUCCUACUAUACUAUUAUCUGGUGUAGUCAUGUUGCCCAGUAGCUGUAGAUAUAUAUUUACUCUUGACAGCCGCAGAAGAGAAAGAUGAUGGCAGACUUGAGAACUUCGGAAGACAUGAAUCAUAUUCUUCUCAGCUAUUUAAAUGAUCACUGUUCAAGGAUUUCACAGAGACACAUCUAACAUACAACACAGUAGGCUUGAGCACGAAUGCAUAUAUUUCAGUGAAUUAAAUAAACAAAUGUGAGAUGCCAUAUACUCUGUUGCAAUAAAAAAAAAGUGAUACAUUGUAAGGAUGAAUUCAAAACGGUUCUGUUUUCAUAUUGUGCUUCAUUUCAAAACUGUAUCACCACAGAAAUUCCUCUGUUGACCCACAGUUUUCUCAUACUUGAUCACUCAAAAGUCUGCACUGAGGUGCUCACUCAACCAACCUUUUACAGCGCACCUCACCCUGGUACCCAGUUUGCAUCUUUAACAUGAUUUAUUGAGCUAUAAAUGUUUUCUUUUUUAUUUCUGAUAUAAAAAACAAAAACACAAAUCCUA